GAGGAAGACCAUCGGUUUGAGCUUCCGCUCUCUCUGGAGGAGUCAGUAUCCCGUCAUGCACCGCUGUUUGAGCGGCACGGCACAUCAACGUGUUCUGAAUCGGGACAUGCAGCACCUUCAUUGAUUAAAAACAUCAACUCUGUGUCGAUUUUAAGUUUAUGAGUUGAUUUUUAUUUCAUCUUUGCUUGAAAAGCGGGAGCGCGUCUGUUUGAGCGAGAUGUCUUUGGUUUGUGCUAUUUCAAACGAGGUGCCGGAGCACCCCUGUGUCUCUCCUGUCUCCAAUCAAGUGUUUGAGAGACGUCUGAUAGAGAAAUACAUAGCGGAGAAUGGAGCAGACCCCAUCAGUGGACAGCCACUGUCUGAGGAGCAGCUCAUUGAUAUCAAAGUGUCUCACCCCAUUCGACCGAAGGCUCCCUCUGCCACUAGUAUUCCCGCGAUCCUCAAAUCUCUGCAGGAUGAGUGGGAUGCCGUAAUGCUGCACAGUUUUACUCUGAGGCAACAGUUGCAGACCACUCGACAGGAGCUGUCUCACGCUCUCUACCAGCACGAUGCGGCCUGCAGAGUCAUCGCUCGACUCACGAAAGAGGUCACUGCCGCCAGAGAGGCUUUGGCUACACUCAAACCUCAAGCCGGACUGAUCGCUCCACAGGCCACUCCUGCUUCUCAGCCUGCAGCUGUGGGUGCUGGCGGUGAGGCCAUGGAGAUCAGUGAGCAGAUUGGAAUGACUCCAGAGAUCAUACAGAAGCUCCAAGACAAGGCCACCGUCUUAACCACAGAGAGAAAGAAGAGAGGAAAGACUGUGCCGGAGGAGCUGGUCAGAGCAGAAGAUCUCGGCAAGUACCGCCAAGUGGCGUCGCAUGCUGGUCUUCACAGUGCCAGUAUACCUGGAAUCCUCUCUCUGGAUCUCUGCCCAACAGACACCAACAAAGUCCUCACCGGUGGAGCGGAUAAGAACGUGGUGGUGUUCGACCGUCGGGAGGAGCAGAUUGUUGCCACCCUCAAAGGGCACACCAAAAAGGUCUCGUCUGUCAUCUACCACCCUGCUCAGUCGGUGGUGUUCUCAGCGUCUCCAGACAGCACUAUCCGUGUGUGGUCGGUUAGCGGGGGCAACUGCGUGCAGGUGAUCAGGGCCCACGAGGCCAGUGUUACCGGCCUCUCUCUGCACGCUACCGGAGACUACUUACUGAGCUCCUCUGAGGACCAGUACUGGGCCUUCUCGGAUAUCCAAACUGGACGCGUCCUGACUAAAGUGACCGAUGAGACCGCUGGAUGUGGUUAGUAAUCCUCUCUGUCGGCUAGG
Sinocyclocheilus grahami is the source of this 1300-nucleotide messenger RNA. RefSeq names its product pre-mRNA-processing factor 19-like. Lineage: Eukaryota; Metazoa; Chordata; Actinopteri; Cypriniformes; Cyprinidae. The record is from RefSeq and is a predicted model, not a curated record. Gene Ontology annotation, cellular component: cytoplasm; U2-type catalytic step 1 spliceosome; Prp19 complex. Gene Ontology annotation, molecular function: ubiquitin protein ligase activity; protein binding. Bases 218 to 1279 code for a protein of 353 amino acids. The transcript has 12 exons. Gene Ontology annotation, biological process: protein ubiquitination; DNA repair; mRNA splicing, via spliceosome.